AUGGCAAAAGCUAGCACGCUCUUGCCGAACAGGCGGAACGAGAUCAUCGGGGGUAUUCGCGAAGCUCAGACCGCACGGAAGCACAGGCAAUAUCGGCUCGACCGUCGCUUUGUUCAGUGGAAGCCGGAUGAUGUAAAAGCAGCGGUACAGCGGGUGUCAACCGAGUCUGGGUCCGAGAUCAUCCACGAGAGCAACGCUGAUGGAAUAGACAAACCGAAUACCCAAGCGUUGAAAUCUUUCAACCAACAAGGUGCAGCUCUACUUCGAGGAGGAGGCCAAAACAGGCAACCAUUAACAAAGUUGUCGCCCGGACGGACUCCCGAGGUUGGGAGGGCACAGGCCACCCCUCUCCCUGACCACUCGCCUGGAUUUUCUUCGCCUGUUGUCUCACCAACGCCGCUCCGGCCAGCCUCGCGCGACAAAGAGGUGGUAGUAGCGAAGACUGGUCGAAAGCGGAAGCGCGAAUCCGAAGUUCAGACGCUGCCGCAAUCAGAGAUUCUCAAUCUGCCGACGCAAUAUGCGAUGGACGGAGAUGACCUUGGCACCGAGACCUUUGCCGACGCCUCAAGUGCAUCCAAACCAGUCGAACCCAACAAGCUUCCGCCUCAGCCACCCAACGGCAGUACACCAGCACGCGGACCUGAUUCGCAGACGCAGGGGCUGCCAUCAUCCGAAGCUCCGACCGAGGAAGACUGCGUUGCGUGCAGGGCCCGAUGUACCGCGAUCGAACAACUUCUUCCUACAGCCUGGUUGGGAAGCGAGGCAAUUGAUCAAAUGCUGAACAAAUUUGUCCCAAACCAUGAGGAAUGGCUUGUCCUACAACCUAACGGUUUGCGUUUCCGUUAUGCAGACGGGACUCCUUCUUCCGUGCUGGGCCGUCUGAAGGAGAGCCACAACAACAUUAUAGCUCCUGCCAACCUCACAGAGAAUCACUGGACAAUAGUGCGGUUCGACCUCUCAACCCAUACUAUUCAUCUCUACGACCCCUACGGUGACGACCAGACUCUGAACGAUCUCAAAGAGGAAAUAUUGGCCUUUCUCAAAACCCGUCCUGAGUUUCCAGGGAUCAGGUGGCGGUACGUGAACGAUUCUGCUCAGCUUCAGAGGAAUUGCGUCGAUUGCGGAGUUUUCACUAUUGCUCAUGCGCUUCACUGGAUGUACGGAUUUCCUCUCGAACGCGACGGGAUGGACGCCCUGCGGUGGACUUGCGCGACUAUGCUGGUCAAAUGGCCAGCAAGUUGCGGGCAUCCUUACACUGGCUCUCAUCCACCUACUAUCCGCGACACGUCCUCCUUUACGAUACCCAACGAUUCUUUGGAGGCAUUCGGGGCGUUUGAUCAACUCCUCAAAUGCUGCGAUCACUUUAUUGCAUAUUCUGGGUACCUGAAGUCGACGCUUGAAGUCGUCAGUGAGAUGGCGAAGAAAACCAAUGAGUUUGCUGAAGACUGUCAGAAAAUUGUUCGUGAGGCUGUCGAGCGAUUCCGCCGGAAAAGCGGUUCUCUGACCAUUUCGAUUCCGCCUUCGGUUGACAAUGACCCGCGACAUGCCAUUCUUGUGGAUAUACAACAGGCAAUCGAAAACGAGAGGCAAACUUCGCAGAUGUACGCUUCGGGACGCCGAGAGCAAUUGAAGAAGAGGGUGGAGCAGGUUUUGUCAGAUGCUGGGAAGAAGCUCCAGCGAUUGUAG
This is a messenger RNA of Zymoseptoria tritici IPO323, 1686 nucleotides long. RefSeq lists its product as uncharacterized. Gene Ontology annotation, molecular function: cysteine-type peptidase activity. The coding region runs from base 1 to 1686 and encodes 561 amino acids. Gene Ontology annotation, biological process: proteolysis. The transcript has a single exon. The record is from RefSeq and is a predicted model, not a curated record. Lineage: Eukaryota; Fungi; Ascomycota; Dothideomycetes; Mycosphaerellales; Mycosphaerellaceae.